ACAAGGUUACAGAAAAAAAAAAAAAAACAGACGUCACAUCCGGAUCUCGAUGCUAGCUGACAGCCGCGGACAAAUACGUGUGAAGCCAAGUCAUUUGUAUGGUUUCACCGUCGCUGUUGGCUUAAAAUGCUUUCUUUGUCAACGGCUGUUCAGCCACAGGUGACUGUUCCCCUGAGUCACCUCCUCAACGUUCUCAACUCUCUGGAAAGCUCAGUUGGAUCCAGCAGCACCAUCACCAAAUCAACAAUAUUAAAUGAACAGGCCUGUCAGUCAGAUCUACAUUACUCUGAGCCCCUGUGGAACCUACGAGACCUUGGUCUGUCUAACCUGGGAACACAGCAGUUGAAUGAGUUGGCGAUUAGGCUGUUACCACACUCAAAUUUACAGGAAGCACAAGCCCCUGUAGUGGGUAAUCGUACAAACUGGCGAACAUCCCACCUUUCCACCCACUCUUUUUUUGUCAACAAGCAUGGGUUUUCUCGUCUUCGAAUGCCAACUCCGGUUUAUUCCAGGCAGAGACCCUCUCCUCUUCAGUUAGUCUGCGCAGAACUGCAACACAGUUCAGUGUGGAUCCAGCACAGAGGCUUUAAAACAUUAAGGAGCAAAACCAAAAGACUGCAGUCAGCUAUUGAACGCCCUGUGGAAUCUGAAGGGUUCCCUCCAUCUUUCAUGAAGGGCUUCCUGACACGAGACAAGAGGAUCGAUGUGGAAAGUCUUGAAAGUCUAACAAAGAGCGGGAACAUACCCGAUGGACAGCAGGAUGCUUUUAAAAGAGGCUUCGCUGAGGGGUUUCUGAAAGCCCAAACGCUGACGCAACGCACACAAGACUCCCUCAGAAGGAAUCGGCUCAUCUUGUUGGUGUUGCUUCUUGUUGGGCUCUAUGGCAUCUCAAAGAUUCCCUUCAUAUCAGUGCGGUUCCGAACCACAACAGGCCUGGACUCCUCAGUGGAUCCUGUCCAACUGAAAAAUGUAACAUUUGAGCACGUCAAAGGCGUGGAGGAAGCAAAAAAUGAGCUGCAGGAAGUGGUAGAGUUUCUGAAGAACCCCCAGAAGUUCACAACCCUGGGGGGGAAAUUGCCUAAAGGUGUUCUCCUGAUUGGCCCACCAGGGACCGGAAAGACUUUACUGGCCAGAGCGGUUGCUGGAGAAGCAGAUGUUCCGUUCUACUAUGCCUCUGGCUCAGAGUUUGAUGAAAUGUUUGUUGGAGUUGGGGCCAGCCGCAUCAGGAAUCUUUUCCGGGAAGCUAAAGCUAACGCUCCAUGCGUUAUCUUUAUUGACGAAUUGGACAGCGUGGGUGGAAAAAGGAUUGAGUCUCCCAUGCAUCCUUAUUCCAGACAGACCAUCAAUCAACUGCUUGCUGAGAUGGAUGGGUUCAAACCAAAUGAAGGUGUUAUCAUUAUCGGAGCCACCAACUUCCCAGAGGCUUUAGAUAACGCCCUCAUCCGCCCGGGGCGAUUUGACAUGCAGGUGACUGUCCCCAAACCAGAUGUGAAAGGACGAACAGAGAUUCUCAAUUGGUACCUCAGAAAGAUUAAAGUGGAUCCAGCCAUUGAGGCAAAGAUUAUUGCAAGGGGGACUGUGGGAUUCUCUGGCGCUGACUUGGAAAAUCUGGUAAACCAGGCUGCACUGAAGGCUGCAGUAGAUGGUAAAGACAUGGUCACCUUGAAGGAGCUGGAGUUUGCCAAGGACAAAAUCCUCAUGGGCCCUGAAAGGAGGAGUGCGGAAAUUGACAAGAAGAACAAGAUCAUCACCGCAUACCAUGAAUCUGGCCAUGCUAUUGUAGCUUAUUACACCAAAGACGCCAUGCCCAUUAACAAAGCCACUAUCAUGCCAAGGGGACCCAGUCUUGGACACGUGUCAAUGCUGCCAGAGAAUGAUCGCUGGAAUGAGACACGCUCUCAGUUGCUGGCUCAGAUGGAUGUCAGCAUGGGAGGUCGAGUCGCUGAGGAGAUCAUAUUUGGUCAUGAGUACAUAACAACAGGAGCAUCAAGUGACUUUGAUAGCGCGACCAAGAUUGCUAAGAUGAUGGUGACAAGAUUUGGCAUGUGUGAAAAGUUAGGUGUGAUGACCUAUAAGAGCAUGACAGAGCAAAGUCCAGAGACUCAAGCAGCUGUGGAGCAUGAAAUCAGAGUUUUGCUGAGGGAGUCUUACGAGCGAGCCAAAGCCCUCCUGAAAUCUCACGCCAAAGAGCACAAGAACCUUGCUGAUGCGCUGCUCCUGUACGAGACAUUGGAUGCCAAAGAGAUCCAACUGGUCUUGGAGGGAAAGACCCUGAACACCAGAUGAAAUCAGCCAGUGAAACACAACAAAUGCAGGGGGGUCUGGUUUGGGAUUUUCUAAGGACUCCGGGGCUUGUGGGAAAGAGCUGUAAAUCUAUAUGCGUUAGAAAAUGGUAGUGCUAAAUUUACUUAACCCCAAGUGUUGUAAAGGUAAACAUGUGCAUUAACAUAAUGAAUAUCAGUCAUCAUGGUGGCAGAAUAAUCAAUAAAUAUUGUGUAUUUAUUUAGAUUGUAAAUGUCGCUCGCUCAGGCCACUCAGUAAAUGAAUGUAAAUAUUUAUCAUAAUCAUAAAAAAAAGAUGCUGGUUUGUAAAUUAUGGGUUGGGAAUUAUUCAGAUUCAGAUGCAUGUGAGUUAAGCAUUUGGAGCUAAUCCGUCUAAUUCUUCACUUGGACUGUAUGUCUGUUACCAAUUUGGGUUUGUCCUCUAUUGCUUUUACUUGAGUGCAAAACGCAAGCAAACGUGAGUUUGCUAUCUUUCAUGUGUAGUGUUCUAUGCAUUUGACUAAAUAAAAUCUCAGUUUUGA
Messenger RNA from Syngnathus typhle (broad-nosed pipefish), 2803 nucleotides. Its product is annotated as ATP-dependent zinc metalloprotease YME1L1-like. Gene Ontology annotation, biological process: mitochondrion organization; protein quality control for misfolded or incompletely synthesized proteins. Gene Ontology annotation, molecular function: ATP-dependent peptidase activity; metalloendopeptidase activity; ATP binding. Bases 127 to 2286 code for a protein of 719 amino acids. Gene Ontology annotation, cellular component: mitochondrial inner membrane. Lineage: Eukaryota; Metazoa; Chordata; Actinopteri; Syngnathiformes; Syngnathidae. The transcript is spliced from 18 exons. The record is from RefSeq and is a predicted model, not a curated record.